UAGCUCUUACUUAACCGUCUAACUCUGCGGCAACAUAUUUAACGUUAUUGCAAAACACAAAUAUUCCGUUUAAAGAUGUUUUACUGGAUUUGCCGUAAAGAGGCAAACACAAACAAGGCAUUUUCUUUCAUCUAGCAUCAGGGACCUUUUGCAAUUAUGGAGGCCUAAAUGGUGAAUAGAUUUGGGGGGAAGGAGUCUUUCCCCUCAAAGUUGGUGGACUAUUUGAAUGGACUAUAAAGAACCGAAGGAUUUGCCUUUUGUAAAAUACAACACGCAUUAGAAGUUAACUUAUUUUUGAGUCAACUGGAAUAUAUUUAUAAGAUUUUGUACAGAAUUUUAGUUUUUUUGUAUUUUCUUUAAUACUGAUGAUAGUUCCAAAUGUGUUGUGGAAUGCGUGGCUGAUAUGGUGGACUGAGAUGAGCUAGAUCUUCAGUCUGGGGUCGCUAGGGUGCCGUGGAACCUCAACACAAGCACAAUUCUAGCGCCCCAAAUCCACCAAUCCAUAACGCAUUCAAUUUUUUUUUUUUUUAUUGUUUCUAUUAUUUUAAAUUUCUUUCCAUUGUAGUCGUUUUGAGAAAAUAAAUGCUUGGUAAGUCUGAGAAAUUUAAACAUUAAGCAAAUAUUGUGAGGGGUUUGGGUUAUAUUUUGGGUUCUAGUUUAGUGGGAAGCAAAAAUGAAUCUGGGGACUCCAGACUGCACACCGAAGUGCCGUUCUGAAAGGCACGCGGAUGAAGUGAUCUCCGCUUUGACCAGCGGUUCAGAGGCCUGUCUGCGGGCCUUCCUGUCUCUCCACUGUCACAAUUCGGCUACUCUGCGGGAUGAGUUCGGACGCACAGCUCUCCACCUUGCAGCCUCCAUGGGAAAGCGGGAACUGCUUCAGUGGCUUUUGGACUGUAAACAUGCUGACCUGUUGGCGAAGGACAAGGAGUCUGGCUGGACUGCACUGCAUCGCAGCGCAUUCUACGGGCAAAUUCACUGCCUCAUAACACUCAUCAAGCGUGGAGGAUCGCUGUCCAUGCAGGAUAAGGAGGGUCUUUCUGCCCUGGACCUGACCAUGAAGGACCGUCCAGCGCAUGUUGUGUAUCGAAACACUGACCCUACUGAGGUGUACACUUGGGGGAACAACACCAAUUUCAGCUUGGGACAUGGAAACCAGGAGAGCAGACAACAUCCUGAGAUCGUGGAUCUGUUUUCAAGAUCUGGAAUCUAUGUGAAGCAGGUGGUGCUGUGUAAGUUCCACUCUGUCUUCCUGUCCCAGAAGGGUCAAGUGUACACAUGUGGACAUGGACAGGGUGGGCGACUCGGACAUGGUGACGAAAACACUUAUCUGGUUCCUCGGAUGGUGGAGGGGCUUCUGUCUCAUCAUUGUUCACAGAUUGCAGCGGCGCGAGAUCACACUGUGGUUCUGACUGAGGAAGGGUACGUCUACACUUUUGGGCUUAACGCCCACCAUCAGCUGGGUCUCGGACCUCCUCCUACUUCCAGCCCAGUUCCCAAACAGGUCACAUCAAAGUCCUUGAAAGGGAGGUCUGUGAUCGGUGUUGCAGCCGGCAGGUUCCACACUGUUCUUUGGACCAGAGAUGCUGUAUAUACUGUAGGAUUGAAUGGUGGCCAACUUGGUUACCUGCUGGAGCCCAACGGAGAGAAGUGCGUGACCGUUCCCCGACAGGUGUCCGCUCUGCUCCACAAGGAUGUGACCAUCUCUAUGGUGGCGGCCAGCAAUGGAGCCACUGUCUGCGUGACUGAUAAGGGAGACGUGUACCUGCUGGCAGAUUAUCAGUGCAAGAAGCUGGCAUCAAAACAGCUCAACCUGAAGAAAAUUCUAGUCAGCGGUGGUAGUUUGGAUCAUCGUACUGACCCUCAGCUUCUGCAUGAUAGUGGAGGAGAGAAGCUGGUGAUUCUGGCUCUGGAUGAAACUGGAAGAGUGUUUUCCUGGCGCUCUGUGGGCACAUCAGCAAGGCUGUGUCGCUGGGCGUAUGGGCGCCAGGUCUUCGUAUCAGACAUCGCUCUCAGUAAAAACAGCAUGAUGUUUGUCACUCAGGAUGGCGAGGGCUUUAGUGGACAGUGGCAUGGCCAAUACAAGAAAGCUGGAGACAAAAAAGAUGGUUUGGAGGUGUCCGGUAACUCUGACGGAGGGAGUGUUUUUGAACGAAUCCGCCUGGAGAAGCUUCAUUACGUCCAUCGAGCCGUCAGCAUCAUCAUGGAUUCUAAUGGACGCAAUUUUGGAGUUUUACAAGCGGAUCCCAAGACCAGCCUGUAUGAAGUACCCUCGAUCUCUGCGUCCUCCUUCUCCCAGCACCUCCAGCGUCUCCUGGCCGAAGCUGAUGAGACCGACAACAUCCACGACAUCACCCUUCAGGCUGGCGAUCGCACCUUUCCUGCUCACAAAUACAUCCUGUCUGUGCGCUCCGACUUCUUCCGGAAGAUUCUGUUGCCAGAGGCCGAGAGAGAGGGUGAUGGAGAAGUAAGGCGGGGGGAGGACGCGGUGGGCUGCGACCUGCUGGUGCUGGAGAAGAUUCCCCCGGAGCUGCUGGAGCAGGCGCUGAACUUCAUCUAUACUGACUCCUGUGAUAUGUUGGUGGACGGGGCCUGUCCCAUCAUGCCUCAGUGCAACCGGAGCUCCAAGCCGGAGCCGGAGGCAGUGCUAGAGCCAGAGUCAGAGCGGCUCAUCCACAAUCUGCAGGCUCUUGGUCUGGAGAAACGAUCCGCUCUGGAUGUCUACCGCUCUCUUCCAGUGCAGAUGCGAGAGGAAGCAGAAAAACCGAAAACAGCAGGCAAAAACAACAAAUCUGGGAAAAAAGUCAAAAAUGUUGCUGAAAAUGGACAAAACCCUGUGAAGAUGCUGCAGGCAGUCGCCAAAAAACUGGGCUUAGGGAGUCUGUCAGCACGGCUGGAUGGUGUGAAGUUUGAGAAUGGGAAGAUCAGUGUGGGCUUACAGAAGAAAAGGGGCAACAAGCCUCGGUUCACCCUGAAGAAGGGCUCGCAUCUCUGCGACGUUUCGCUGCGCUCUGUGGACGGAAAAGAGUUCCCCUGCCACAAGUGUAUCCUCUGUGCUCGACUGGAGUAUUUCAACAGUAUGCUGGGCAGCUCCUGGAUGGAGGCCACCAGCUGCUCUGCGCUCAGUCUGCCCAUCAGCUCUGAGGUCCUGCAGGUGAUCCUGGAGUACAUCUACACCGACGAGUCUCACACCGUCAGAGAUGCUGUGAAUAUGGAGUUUGUGUGUAAUGUGCUGGUGGUGGCCGAUCAGCUGCUCAUCACAAGGCUGAAGGAGAUCUGUGAAGUCGUCAUCGCUGAGAAAUUGACGCUGAAGAACGCUGCAGAGCUGCUGGAGUUUUCCACCAUCUACAACGCAGAGCAGCUCAAACUGUCCUGUCUGCAGUUCAUCGUCCUCAACAUGGCGGCGCUCCUGGAAUCAAAAGCGCUGGAGAUCCUGAGCGAUGAUGUCCUCGUGGAUGUAGCGGCUGCGUACAGGAGAACGAUCCCAGCCAUGCAGAGACGGCUAAUCACGCCGUAUGCCGACGCUCCGGAUCUCAGCGCCUAUGAAGACCAAGAGUGGGACUCCGCUGUGGACUGUAAAAGCACAUCUGAAGCCGAUCACUCCAGUGAGAGUCUGCUGAAGAAGGCCAAGAUGAGGGCUAAGAAGAAACCGCGGCGCCGCUCCGACAGCUCUGGUGGAUACAACCUGUCUGACAUCAUCCAGAGCUCUCCUAAUGAUGUCAUCCAGAGCCCUCCUAAUGAUGUCACUCAGAGCCCGCCCACUCCAGGUUUGGGUAAUUCAGUGAAGGCCAGCUCGGUAGACUCUCUGCAGGAGCUCAUCAUGUCUGACUCUGAGGGCAGUUAUAUGGCUGUGGGGAGUCCUCGAGACCUGCAGUCUCCCGUCUUUCAGCAGGAUGAGAGACGUGGACCGGCUGGACUGAAGACUCCUCCGGGAACCCCUGUUUUGAAAAACGGCCCUGUGCCUGUCCGGUCUUCCACUCCUGAACACAUCCCUAUGGUCAAAGCCAGACCAGCUCCUGUCCUGGACCUCAGGGCCAUCAUGGAGAUGGAGGCAAACUCUCUGAAUCUGGGCGCCACACCUAAAGCCAUCAGCGGAUCGAGCAGCAGCAGCAAGGUCUCCAUCAUUCCCAGUAAGCUGUCCCAGAAGCAGAGAAAGAUGUUGGCUCAGGCGUCCAAAGAGGGUAGCACUGAGAGCGCCUCUGCCAAAUCACCACCGCCUGCUGCGCCGGUCAAACCUGUGAAAACCUGGUCAACAGCGGUCCAGCCUCCACUCUCCUCCUGCUCCUUCCGAGAUCUUUUAGCAGAGGAGGAACGGCGUGGAAAAGCGUCCCCUGUUUCUCCAGUGGCUGCAGGACCAGCAUUGCCAUGUGCCAAAAGAGUGACGUUCAAAUGUGCUGAGAAUAGUGACCCGGAAAAACCAGCAGGCCCCUGGGUGCUGCGAGCAGCUGGAAGUCCGCCGACCACGUCCACAUUCGCCUCUAUUGUGGAGGAGGAGCGACAGCAGGAAGCAGCUCUGAUCCGCAGCCGAGACAAACCACUCGCACUCAUACAGAUUGAAGAACGAGCCGUUCAGGAUCUGUUACUCCAUUACAACGCGUUUAACAACCCCGAUGAGCUGAUACUGGUGGAGAGGUCAGAUCAAGGCCCAGUCGCCACCCCGACCUGGAACAAACACUAAACCAUCACAGUAACCAUCACACUUACACUUAUGGGUUUCAGCAGUAUUCUUCUGUGUCAGUCUGAGUUCUGUUUCCUCACAUGAUUCUGCUUUAGCCACACUCGUUUACUUCUACUGCUUUAACUCUGCUGUUUCCUCAUGAGAAUAUGAAAGAGAAACCCUGAAGGGUCGCCACAUGUGCCAAAAUAUGUUUGCUGGAUCAUUUCUCUCUUUAUUUGUUUAUAAUCCGGUGGUUUAAUGAUCUGCAUCUCACAGGUAGAGUGUGUUUGUUUUAGCAGAUCUGACACACAUAUCGCUAAGAAUCAGGGUUAAUUUUGUCAACAAAUACAAGGUGAAAAAACGUUCGCCUUUAGCUUAACACAUACAGUCCUUUAGAGUAGAAGCUAUCACCAAUCUGCUUAUUUAAUGAAUAAACAAUGUUAUUGCUAACAAAGACAAGAAUAAAAUGUAUUAAAAACUAAAUAUGUUGCCUUAUAAUUUCCUGCAUUGCAUUGUUCGUUUAUUUAAUAAACAGGUCGGAGUGCAACAGACUUGUCAAUAUUCUCUGUCAAGCCAUUUUUGUUGACGAAAUUAUCUCUGCUGUGAAAGUUUGUGACUAGAUAGAAAAAAAAAAUGUAAUCAGCCACACAGCUCAAUAGACUUUUAUUAGGGGCUGGUUUAAAAGAAAGUCACGUGCAACAACAACGACAAAAGAGAGAUUUACACGGAUGCA
Molecule: messenger RNA, 5387 nt
Organism: Danio aesculapii
Lineage: Eukaryota; Metazoa; Chordata; Actinopteri; Cypriniformes; Danionidae
Gene: ibtk
Product: inhibitor of Bruton agammaglobulinemia tyrosine kinase
Exons: 28
Coding region: 674-4675 (1333 amino acids)
Biological process (GO): negative regulation of protein phosphorylation
Cellular component (GO): cytoplasm; nucleoplasm
Molecular function (GO): protein kinase binding; protein tyrosine kinase inhibitor activity
Source: RefSeq, a predicted model, not a curated record